Molecule: messenger RNA, 4769 nt
Organism: Corythoichthys intestinalis (scribbled pipefish)
Lineage: Eukaryota; Metazoa; Chordata; Actinopteri; Syngnathiformes; Syngnathidae
Gene: c5ar1
Product: complement C5a receptor 1
Exons: 2
Coding region: 585-1619 (344 amino acids)
Biological process (GO): positive regulation of cytosolic calcium ion concentration; chemotaxis; inflammatory response
Cellular component (GO): plasma membrane
Molecular function (GO): G protein-coupled receptor activity; complement receptor activity
Source: RefSeq, a predicted model, not a curated record
GUCAUUUUGUAAGUGCUGUCCCAUGAAAAGAUAUACUUAAAUAUCUGCAGAAAUGCGAGGGGUGUACUCAUUUUUGUGAUACACUGUGCACUUGAUACCUGCACAAGGUAAAGGAUCACAAAACAAAGGUGGCUGACGAACAACAAAGCAAACAAAAAGCGACUCGAAAAUAUUAUGUGUCAAAUGGCGACCAGCAAGCUAACAUCUCGGCACCGUUGUCUUGGAUCGCUGGCGUUUAUAUACUACUGUUGAUCGCUGGAAUUAGCUGGCUCUGUAACAAAGCCAAUUCUAAUCAGCAGCAGAAUGUGACAACAUCUAAGAAUAGCUUAAAGCAAAACAUUGGACUCUACUCAUGGAACUUUCUGUGAGCCCUGAUCAAAAUCCUGUUGAACAUCUGUGAAAGGAGCUGACACAUGCAAUCUAGAGACAGCCCUCGUCAAACUUGAAGCAAUCUAGAGCAAUUGGCUCACGAAGAGGGUGUGUAUUGGUGAGUAUUUUGGUAUAAAGCAUUGCAACAAGAGGAAGCCCAAAAACUUCCUUUCAACUGAGAAGCGUGAGCAACACCAAAAGUGACGAUCUCAGACAUGGAUGACUAUAACUGGAACUACACCUUUCCAGACUUCUUCAAUUUCACAGUUUCCCCUGACAUCCAGAAGCCAAAGAUUCAGCCGAUCCAGAUCGUCGCACUGACCUUCUACGCCCUUGUUUUUUUGUUGGGUGUUCCUGGGAAUGCCAUAGUGGUAUGGGUGACCGGUUUCAAAAUGGCCCCUUCGGUCACAACCAUCUGGUUCCUUAACCUUGCACUGACUGACUUCCUGUGUUGCCUCUCACUUCCUCUUCUCAUGGUGCCUCUGGCCCAUGAUGACCAUUGGCACUUUGGCUCAAUGGCAUGCACAUUGAUCAAAGGCCUUUUCUUCUUGGUGAUGUAUUGCAGCAUCCUGCAACUCGUCUUAAUAAGUCUGGAUCGUUGGUUGCUGGUGGCCAGGCCUGUGUGGUGCCACAACAACAGGAGACUCAAGUUUGCUGUCCUGAGCUGUGUUGGAGUGUGGUGCCUGGCCUUAAUAGGUAGCAUCCCUCAAUUUAUAUACGCUCAGGAGAUUAAAGUGGGUGAGCAAAAGCACGAGUGUGUGAUUCUACUCACUUCACAAAGCGCCUGGCUCAUCACUCAAUUCCGCUUCGUGUUUGGAUUCAUCCUGCCAUUCUUGAUUAUCGUUAUAUGCCACUGGUUGGUCUACAGGAGAGCUGACAGUAAACGAGCAGACAACAGAAGACGCUCCAUGCGGAUGCUGAAGGUCAUCGUUGCCGUGGUGCUAAGCUUCUUUGUGUGCUGGCUGCCCCUGCACAUCGUCGACUUCUUAGUGUUGGUGACACCUCGAAAAUCACCUCAUAGCCCAUCUGUGUACCUGGCCCAUGUUUUGACGCUAUGCCUGGCGUACUUCAACAGUUGCCUCAACCCACUCCUUUACGUAUGUCUGGGAAGAGGCUUCAAAAACACCAUGAAUCGCUCCUUAUGCAACAUCUUACACUUACUCGGCGAAGACAAUGUAUCCAAGAAAAGCACUGGUACUCGUGAAACCAAAGCCACAAGCUCCUCAGAAAAGGCGAUGACUAACGUGUGACGGGGGUAAACAUGACAUUGACAUGAAGAGGUCGACACUUUCUUCCUUUAAUUUACUAUACUGAACAAAUACUGUAUUAGGGCUGUAUUUUGGGGAACGCACUAUAUUUGGUCAUUGACCCCACAUGUCUCACUAUUUCUUGAAUUGAUGAAUAGAACGAUGUGAUUAUAUUCUAGUGAAAAAUAUAACCUGUAUUAAAGAAAAAAAAAAUAAUUAAGUGUUAUGUUAAAAAUGUGGUCAUACACAAUAUUUUUCUGCCAGUUUCUGUCCCAGAUCGGGGCAAAAUUGAGUAUUAGACCUUGAAACUGCUUGUGUGUAAAGUCAUAAUUAAAUACAACAAAAGAAAAAUGUACAAUAUUUUUACAGCUUCUUUGCUCAUUCAUACAUUUUGUAAACUGUCAAUUUACUAAAGUAAACAUAAAAUAAGAUUGAUAUAUGUAUAAUCACUUAUUUUUUUUCUGAUGACAAAAGUAACAAAGGUGCCCAGAUUUUUCAUGAUGUCACGUAUAUUUCAAAAAGUACUAAUUAAAGUUUGAUGCUUCCUUAAUACAAGCCAGAUAAUUUCAUAUUAAAUCACUUGCUUUAUUGCUGAUUAUUUUGUGUUACAGCAACAUUUUCCCCCCGUUUGUGUGAGAUUAUUUCUAAUCUGCUGGAGCAUAAAGUGUUUUCUUUCUCCAUUUCAGUUUUAGUUCUAUAAGUUUGUUGCCAAAGUGACAAUAUACCCAAAAAACAUAAUUUAAUUAAACAGUAAGAUCUGUUGUAUUGAAACAGUUGAGAAAGAAAUUAGCUAAUGAAUGGAACAUUAACAUUGCUCCUUGUAUGUGUUUUUCUUUAAAGAGUGCAUGACAAGUUUUGAGAUUGCCACAGGAUAUGUGUCAUCGCUGCAAUACUUACAUCAUAUACUGCGCCUUUACUACUAAUAAUAGGAAAUUUGAGAAUGUCAAGCAUUUUCACUUCACUUAUUCUUAAUUAUAAAUAACGUGUAGGUAUUUCAGUUCACCAAGAUACCGGUAUUAACAUACAUAACAUAAACGCAACAAACAUGACAUAAAGACUAGCCAAAUGUCAAUAUACUGUAGCAACGACCAAAAGGUUUGCAUUUUAUUAAAAAUUACAUUCAUUCCAUAAAAGGCCACAUCAUGGAUAUACACUCCGUUACAUAUUUACAAAUGUGUAAUAUUGUGUGUAUCCCUGUGUUUCAAUUGCUGCAUCCGUGCCUUUUAAAUGACUUGCUAUGAUAACUAGCUGGUCCAACAGCACCUGAUAAAAAAUUGAGACAGUCAUCAAUGUCAUAGUGCAACAAACGGGAAAUUUUUGUGUGUGAAUUCUUAAUAAUCUGGCAAGAAGCAUGUUAGUAUCUUAGAAACGUAUAGCAUCAUUUUGUUUUAUCAUGAGUGUCAGACUUCUUGUACAACUUAACAGUGAAAUUAUACUUAUUAAAAAAAAAAAGAAAAAAAAAAAAACACUUUUUACUGUAUCGCGUAUCUUUUUAGUGCACAGAGGCAUAUCCCGAUUGACUUUGGGCAAGAGGCUGUGUACAAACCUGGACUGGUUGCCAGCCAGUCACAGGGCACAAAUGAACAUUUAGUAUAUUUACGUCCAAGGCAAAUAGGGACAACUUUACAUAUUCACUCAGGCUCCUGUGCACGUUUGCUUGUUUAUUUAUUUAUUUAUUUUUUAAAUGUGAGAAAAAAGCCAGAGGAUACGGAAAAAAUCCCCUCAAGCACAAGGUGCAAACUCAAAACAGGAAGGCCAGGGACUGGUUUCAAACCAUUACCUCAUAACUGCAAGGCAGAUGUGCUCACCACUCACCCCCCUCCCAUGAUUACUAUUAUUACAUUUUGUAUUGAAAGUCUACUAAAUUAUCAUGAGAACAUUCCCAAUAAAGACAGACUGCUUAAACUUUCCUGCCCUGACCAUAAUUUAUGAGGUGAACAAAAUGCAAACACCCAAAAAUUGUAGUUAUUAUUUCAUUUGAGCUCUAGUUUGUGUCAUAAUAAAUCUCCUAUUUUGAAUUUUAAGUCAAAACAGAGCAUAUUUUCAGGCUUUUACUGAAGUCAUUGUCAAGAUUAAACUUAUGUAUGACUUUAAGAGACAAUUGUUUGCAAGUCAUUUUAUACAGUACUGUGCAAAAAGACUCAGGCCAUCCUUUACAGUUUUUGUUCCAUUGGAUCUACAGUGGGGCAAAUAAGUAUUUAGUCAACCACCAAUUGUGCAAAUUCCCCUACAUGAAAAGAUUAGAGAGCCCUGUAAUUGUUAAAAUGGGUAAACCUCAACCAUGUGAGACAGAAUGUGGAAAAAACCCCCCCUGAAAAUCACAUUGUUUGAUUUUCAAAGAAUUUAUUUCCAAAUUAGAGUGGAAAAUAAGUAUUUGGUCACCUACAAACAAGCAAGAUUUCUGGCUGUCAGAGGUCUAACUUCUUCUAACGAGGUCUAACGAGGCUCCACUCGUUACCUGUAUUAACUGCACCUGUUUUAACUCAUUAUCGAUAUAAAAGACACCUGUCUACAACCUCAGUCAGUCACACUCCGAACUCCACUAUGGCCAAGACCAAAGAGCUGUCGAAGGACACCAGAGACAAAAUUGUAGACCAGCACCAGGCUGGGAAGACUGAAUCUGCAAUAGGUAAAACGAUCUGGGGCUCCAUGCAAGAUCUCAACCCGUGGUGUCAAUAUGAUACCAAGAACAGUGAGCAAAAAUCCCAGAACCCCACAGGGGAACCUAGUGAAUGACCUACAGAGAGCGACCACAGUAACAAAGGCUACUAUCAGUAACACAAUGCGCCGCCAGGGACUCAAAUCCUGCACUGCCAGACGUGUCCCCCUGCUGAAGAAAGUACACGUCCAGGCCCGUCUGCGGUUCGCUAGAGAGUAUUUGGAUGAUCCAGAAGAGGACUGGGAGAAUGUGUUAUGGUCAGAUGAAACCAAAAAAGAACUUUUUGGUAGAAACACAGGUUCUCGUGUUUGGAGGAGAAAGAAUACUGAAUUACAUCCGAAGAACACCAUUCCCACUGUGAAGCAUGGGGGUGGAAACAUCAUGCUUUGGGGCUGUUUUUCUGCAAAGGGACAAGGACGACUGAUCUGUGUGAAGGAAAGAAUGAAUGGGGCCAUGUAUGGAAAGAUUUUGAGUAAAAAAAAUCUCCUUCCAUC